Messenger RNA from Symbiodinium necroappetens, 822 nucleotides. The record is from the annotation of a GenBank genome assembly. NCBI's taxonomy places the organism in Eukaryota, Dinophyceae, Suessiales, Symbiodiniaceae.
AUGGUCGGUGGAAACCCUUGCUUGCGAGGCGUUUGGCCUCACGGUGGAGCACCACCUUCAGAGAUGCGCUGGCAGCAGCUGGAGGGCGGUGUUUGGCGUGAGGCUGGGAAGACCAUCGUGCUCGCGAGUCCGCGAGUUGUGCCUGCGGCGGUGGAGGCAGACUCCAAACCGGAAGGUUCAGACUCUGCAGACGCAAGGCUCGUCGAGGAGUCCAAUCCGUCGCCAGAGAAAGUGCCGGCGCCACAAGAGUCUCCACCAGACUGGUUUUCCUUGGACUCUUUGGCCGCUUCGAGGUACGUAGACGAGGGCGAUGCCGAGAAACCGGUGAUGGAAGCUUAUGCUACGGUCCCAGAGGUGGCGACCCCGACCAGCCUGCAGGCAUUGUCAGGAUCUGCGACCAUACCUACCGAAUUACGCAGACGUGUGUCGGAGGAGGUCGAAAACCUCCUCGCAAAAGCCAACUUGGACUUCAUGCACGGGGACGUGGAUACGAACGGCUUGGUGGAGGAUUGCUGCUUGGCGCUGCUCCACGCGCAUGAUGAUGGCACUGAGAUCUCGCACGAUCGUCUCUCUGCGGAGGUUGUGCGGACCAUUCUUCAAGGCUGGGACCAAUUCCGCAAGCGGGGCUUGGAGGCCGAGCCACAAACCGUAAGCCAACGCAGUCGCUUCCGAGCCUACAUCGACGCCCACGAGGCCAUGCCACGAGAACCAGACCUAGAGGACCACAUGCAUCCGUCCUCUGUCUGCCUCCACGACUCCAACUCUUGCCUUGUGAUGUCAUGCCGGAACUCGAUGGCCUGUGAUCCUUGCCAAGUAUCCUAA